Messenger RNA from Cuscuta europaea, 27000 nucleotides. The record is from the annotation of a GenBank genome assembly. NCBI's taxonomy places the organism in Eukaryota, Viridiplantae, Streptophyta, Magnoliopsida, Solanales, Convolvulaceae.
CAGUAGGUCUUCCAAAUGUACCAGGUUAUUACCCCGGGCAAGAUAGCUGUAUAGGUCUCAACAAUCCCUCAAAGAAGCUCCAAAUUGAUCUUGCAAGAGUACAAUCCAGGAGGAUAUGAUCCUUUGCUCCAGAUACAGACUUACAAAAGGGACACCAUGAGGGAAAAGACACAGUGAAGGAAGCCAUUUGUUCUGGGAAUGGCAGACAGUUGUGCCAAAGUCUCCAAAGGAAGAUUUUCACUUUGGGAAUGGUAGAAACAGCUAGCAUAUGUAAAGGGAGGGAGUUUAGGACAUGUUUAAUCAGUGUGAGUCUCCCACUUUGGGAAAGUAGUUUCAGCUUCCAGGAUGCUAAUUUAGCAUCAAUCGCCUCCAGAAUUUGUUUGCAAUGUCCCACCCUCGUAAUACCUUUAUGAAGUUGCACUCCCAGGUAUUUGAAAGGUAGUUUAGUAACCUUCAUCUCGAGCUUGUUCUCAAUAUGCAUAAUCCUUCCAGUUGUAACAGAUUUUCCAAUGACAAAACAGCUUUUGUCCUUGUUGACAAGCUGCCCACAAGCCCUUUGAUAGAGAGUAAGAAAUUUAUUGAAGUUCCCAAUAGACCUAUCCGAACCAUUUAGGAAGACCAUGAGGCCAUCUGCAAAAGCCAAAUGUGAAAUUCUCUUGGCUCUGCCCCAAUUAAAAGCUUCAAUCUCACCAUUUAGGAGCAUAGAAUUAACACCCCUAGCAAAAGCUUCAGACAUGAUAAUAAAUAAAAGAGGAGAUAGAGGGUCUCCCUGUUUUACCCCUCGGUAAGGCUGAAAAUAUCCAAAAGAAUAACCAUUUAAAAGAAUUGAUAUAUGGGUUGCCCUUAAGUUGCCCAUAAUCAGUCUUCUAACUUGGCACCCAAAUCCAAAUUUAUUGAGAAUAGCAUCCAAAAAACCCCAAACAACUCUGUCAAAUGCCUUAGCCAUAUCCAAUUUAAUAGCCAAAUUAGAACCCCGAACCUUAGUGUCUAAAUGAUGUAGCAUCUCCAGUGCAACUAAAACUUGAUGAUUAAUUUCCCUACCUUUCAUAAAUCCUGACUGUUCGGCAGAAAUAAUCUUGGGAAGAAUAGAGGUCAACCUUGUUGUCAGAAUGCGGGUGUUUAUUUUGCUUAGGAACAUUGACAAACAAAUCAGGCGAAAAUCACCAAAAGAAACUGGGCUCUUCUUCUUUGGUAUUAAAACCAAAUUCACACUGCCAACACCUUUAAGCACCGGUAUUCCAAGGAAGAAUUCUUCAACAGCCAAUACUACAUCCUGUUUUAUAAUUUCCCAUCAUCCUUUAUAAAAACUUCCCCAAAAACCAUCUGGCCCAGGCGCAGCAUUUGCAUUAAGACUCCAAACUGCCUCUCUAACCUCAAUCUCAUUUGGAAUAGCCAUCAAGACAUCAUUAUCACAUUCUUGCAAUAUAGUAGGAAUAUGUCUAAGGAUACCUCAUAUGAGUCAGUGUGUUCAAAUUUAUAUAAGCUUUCAAAAAACUUCACAGCCUCCUCCCCAAUGGUUUUGGUAUUAUAAACCCAUUCACCGUCUUCUGUCUUAAUAGCACGUAUAAAUUGUUUUCUAACCUUGGCCUUGACUUAAGCAUGAAAGAACUUGGUAUUCGCACCCCCUUCCUUGAUCCAUUUUAUGUUAGCUUUCUGCUUCCUAUACACCUCCUUCUGAUGUACCCUCUUUAGAAGUUCAGCUUGUUUUUUAUGGCAAAAAGCCCUAGUCUCUUCAGAAGGAUUUGCUUCAAAAUUCAGCUCAGCCAAAAUUGCCUCCUGCUCCAACCGAUCUGCCUCCUCAAAAACAUUCCCAAAGUGUUCCUUGUUCCGAACUUUGAGAUCCGUUUUAAGAGCCUUUAGCUUAGAAACCAUGCCACGCAUUCCCCCAAAGCGAGGGUAAGUCUCCCAUUUUUGACUAACAAAGGGCAAAAAAACAGCACUAGUCAUCCACAUAUUUUGAAAGCGAAAUUGUGAUGGGCCUCUAAGUGAAUCUAAAGCACACAUAAGCAAUAUAGGGCAGUGGUCAGAUGAAGCCUUGCUUAAGUGUUGGAUGUUGCAUGUAUCAAAAAACUCCAUAAACUCCUGGUUUACCAAGUAUCCAUCUAGCCGCUCCCAAAUGCGCCCAUUUGAUCCAACCCCAGUCCACGUAUAGGCUGAUCCUGUUGUAGGUAAUUGCAAUAAAGCACACUCAUCAAUACAAUCCCGGAAGUCAGUCAUAUCCCUAAUGAGUGGACGGGAAGGCCCCUUAUACUCUCCCCAAGAAGAAACUAUAUUGAAAUCUCAUCCCAAAACCCAAGGAACUUGUUCGGGUCGAGCAUAAGUUGACAUCCCUUCCCAAAGAUAAGCUCUCUCCGCACGAGUAUGUUUACCAUACACUGGCCUGAAGACAAACAGAUAGUCCAAGGGAAUGUACCUCAUCUUAAUCAACACAAAGUGACCCUUAUCAAUCACUGAAAUCACGUUGAAAUCUGAAUCAUUCCACAUAACCUAAAUCUUAUUUGACUCCGACAUAAACAAAUCGGAGAAGCCAAUUUUAUUUAAAUACAAAACUCCAUUAUCCGGGCUAAUCAUAGGCUCAAGAAUAGCAAUAAAAUUCAAAAAAUGUUGCCUGCCAAAAUCACGUAGUCUCGGGCAGACAGAAACGAGACCUCGUACAUUCCAAGUUAGCAAAUUCAUAAGGAAACCUUGGGGGAGCCUUCCCUUAUGUUCCUCUUAGCUGCCAAACGAGUAGUAACGGAUCGAGGAGGAAAAUCUUUGAUUUUCUUUCUGGCGACUACCCCUAACGCCUCGGCUUGAUCAUUCUCUAUUGAGGCCACUUUUUUUCUCAACUCUCCACAAACUGAUUUCCAUGCAGCCAUAGUAAGCUCCUCUAUUUUGGUAUUGUUAUCCUCCGAUCCAUAGCCGACCUCACCUUCUUCCAACUGCUGAACAUCUCCUUCUUCAAAUGAAAUAAGUUUUGUGACAUCAGUGGAUACAUGAAUCUUAUCCUCCAUCUUAUUACCUUUAUCUCUGGCAACCUCUUUCAGCCCAUUGUCUGAAACCGAAACAGCCUCUCCAUGCAAAGGCAUCUCAUCCUGUGCACCAACAUUUUCAUGAUGCCCAAAUUGUGUGUUUCCAUGUGUCGUCUCCUCCUCUUGAACAUUCAGAUCCUCUUGCUGAUUUGUCACCUCCACAAUUUGAUCAUCCAUCGACACAUGUGGUUCCAGAACCAUCACUUUGUCUUCAAUUUUUUGGAUGAUUCAACAGUCUCCUUAUCGCCAUGAAAAAUAACCACAUCCUUACCUUUCUUUUUACGCUGAACCUGAAUCCACUCCUCAGAGGGUUUUGGAGCAGCCAGUAUCCUUGUUGGUUUGGUUUUGUUACAAUCAUUCCCAUCACUCUUUUGCUUGAUAUGACCCUCCGUGCGUGACCUUGAGCCACAUGCAUCCUGAGAAUGACCCAACCUAUUGCAUUUAAUGCAAUAUGAAGGAAGGUCAUCAUACGUAACCUGCUGAACUAUUUCUUUACUUCCCUACAUAAUCAAAACCUUCGACGGGAGACCUCCACAAACGAGCGCCUGGAAGAGGCUGCACCUAUGCGUGAUUGAGGUCCCAGUCAUGGUUUAAAAAGGCGCUUAUGAGGCGGGUUCUGAGGCGCGCCUCAAGCUGAGGCGUACUGGUUGGGUAUCAAGGCGUAGGUUUUUUCACAGGUAAAGAGGCUUACGCCUCAUAGAUUGAGGCGCACGCCUCAAAGGCGUUUGUUGAGGCGCACGCCUUGAACACUUGCGCAGUGACUUAAAACAGGUCCAAGUAUUUCAUUUAAUAAAAGACCAGAUUUCUUUCUAAAUAGAAACCCAUAUACUAAACCCUAACAAGUCUUAUUUCAUUCAAAUCAUGAUAAGGAUUUGAAGGAUUUGAACCUUAACGUAUAUUUUCUAUUCACCUAUGCAAAGAACUCUCUCUUCUCCUGCGACAUCUCCUUACAACAACCCAAAAGCUUCCAGGUAACUUUUCUUCUCCUCUCUUCUUCUCCAUCCCCUUCUCUUUCUCCUAUUCUUAUUCAACUCCUCUCCUUCAUUUCUUCUCCUUCACUGCUUUUUAUCCUUCUUUUACGGAACUGUUGUUCUUCUUCUCCUUCACUACUUCUUAUCCUUCUUUUACAAAACUGUUGUUCAUGUUUUCUAACUGGUAAAGGAUUUACUUUGCUUCCUUAGUCAUGUCAUUAAUAAUACUUCUGUGUAGAUUUAGUUUAAUGGUGAGAGGUUCAAAGAAAAGAUGUCAUGCUUCUACUGCUACACCUAGUAGUUCUGAAGGCCUUGGUGAUGCAAUUUAUGUGGGCUGUUUCUGUGUGUUUGUGAGACUGUGAUGUGUCUGUUUUUGUGAGAUGUUUCUUUUUGUGUGUUUGAAGCCUAGCGACUUACUGGUAAUAGGUCACAUGUAUUUGUGUCUCACACUUUUUGGACUUAUAAUUAUGGAUAUCCUUUACUUCUUGAGUUGUUUGUUACUAGUUUAAUUAUAUCAAGUUUUAUAUGUCUGUAUUUUUUGAGGCUUACGCCUCAAUACGCCUCAAAGCUUACGCCUCGCCUCUUAGGAACAAACCGCCUUGAAACCCGAACCCGCCUUUUUAAACCUUGGUCCCAGUGUUCGGUGCGGAACCGAAGUGGUUGCUGCAGAUAGAGCGGGCCAGUUUCCGGCCACCCUGCUGGGAGCUUCCACGGUUGGUGGAGAUGGUCCAACGGUUUGAGGUGCAUGGGUUGUGUAGGUAGGAUUCGUGUGGGUAGGAGGAUUUUUGCCGGCCAUGAGUGAGCUGCCGGAAUUCAGGGCAGCAUUGGUCUACCGGAAUUCUGAGGAGUGGGCUGGAGGACCUUGUUUUCCGGCCAGCAGUGGGCUGCCGGAAUUCAUGGCUGGGGGAGGUGUUUUUCCGGCCAGCAGUGGGCUGCCGGAGUUCAAGGCUGGGGGAGGUGUUUUUCCGGCCAGCAGUGGGCUGCCGGAAUUCUUGACUGGGGGAGGUGUAGAGAGAAGUCAGAGAGAAUUCGUAUUUGUGACACUCAUAUCUUGUUGACUCUGAGUGUCUCAUGUUGCAGAGUUUCUUUCUCCUUUUCGAAUAUCAUUCUUGAUUCAAGAGCACAAUGACACUCUUCUUGAUUAUGGGAAUGAAUUGAUCUUCUUUGAGGCGAUAGAUGUGGAGGAGCUAGGCUUAGCUCAAGAGAGAUAUUGUGAGAUGAAGAAUCUGAGGGGUUCGUCAUUUGAUGAGGAUGAUGAAAGAUCUUGUUAAGUUUUGAAGAUGGUUUUGAGCUAGUUUUGAGAGAUGGAGCUUAAAUGAAGAGUGGGAUGAGGUAAAAGUGACUUUAUACCUGUUGAUGAUAACUGUUCCUAAUUAUCGUUGGAUAGUAAUUGAACAUUUUGCAACUUGAUUAAUGGUUGGCGGCAAGCUCUCUUUUCAGUGCAAAAGCAACUUAGAUAAGUGGGUUGGGAAACUCACUAAUUUAAUGAAGUUGCUUUUACUUGAAUAGUUGACUCAACUGCUUUAUCACCAUUUGUCGUGAUGACAUGUUGCAUGUUAUCAUAAAUUCCCUUCUUCUUCAUAUCUCUGAUUUGAUUGAAGAUAAUCCGCUCUCAUGCUCAUUAAUGUAACACCUUAUCGAAUGUCAACAUGCUUUUGAUGUAAUCAAGAUUAAUUCCUUCUGCAUGGCUGAAUUCGGAUAAAUACUCCAUAUUUUAUUUCAGGAUAUUCGUCGAUCGAUUUGACCCUUCAGUCUUGAGCAAUAUAUGUUCUUCUUGAUUUUUCAGAUAGCCCAUACUUAGAAUAAUUUCCUGAAAUUUCCUGAAACAUUUUGAGAUGUUCCAAGCACAUAAUAAACUUGGAGUUGGUGUUUCAACAGAACCUCUUUUCUGUUUGACCAGGAGUUCUGUUCCUCAUCAGAACUGCUUGAGGUGUUCUGGUCGAACAGAGUUUGAGGAGUUCUGAUCGAUCAGAGAAGCUUGAGGUGUUCUGAUCGGAUCAGAGUAGCUUGAGGUAUUCUGUUGGUUUCAGCAUGCAGCCAAAAUUUUCUGAAGAAUUCAGUUUGCUUCUUUUCCUCUUACAUCAUCCUUCUUCUUUCCUCCUUUCAAGAGUUUCUGGUAAACCAUACUAAUUAUCCUUUUGAACGUCUGCUUCUAUUAUCCAGAACGUUGAUCGAUCUCUUCCAUAUUGAUUUUUUUUAUUGAACAAAUCUCACCUGAUCCUUAGAGCUAGUCAAGUCAUCUGGUUAAAUAAGAUGAUUUAUCUUUAUCUCUUUAGCUUGUAGAAAUUCAGUAUCUAGUCCGAGUGUUCAAUGCUUCCUCAGGAUAGGAUUACUUGCUUUUAGUAAAAUAAUGUCAUAAGAAAUUUUGUCACAUAAUUUCUUGUAACAUUAUUUUCUAUACAUUUUGUCAUUUUGACUGCAAGUGGGUCUUCUGUCUUCUUGUGAGGUGCUAAGAGAAGAAUAGCAGAUAUCGAGUACUCAAUCAGAUUACCUCAUCAGAAUACCUAUGAGGUCUUCUGCUCUGGUGACAUUAGAGAACCACCUCUUCUGUUGAGAUUCUCUAGUACGACCAUAAAGGUUCUCUGGUCUGGUGUUAAUCAGAGAACCACUUCUUCUGUUGAGGUUCUCCGAUACGACCAUAACAGAAGAUCAUGAGAUGGUCUUUUUAAGUAUCGAUUCUUUAAGGGUUUCAGUUGACUCUUUUCGUACCUUUUCUUUUUGUUUCUUUUCUUUUUAUUUUAUGGUACUGAUGGAGUAUUAACUCCUAGAUUCUAGAGAGAAGUGAGAGCUAGAGAGAGAAGUGCAAUAAUAUGCCUCAAUAGAAUGAUUUCGUAACCCCCAUAACUACUCCCAAGGGGAGUAUUUAUAGAGAAAAUUAGGGUUGGGCUCCCAAGCCUUGGGCUUGGGAGGCCCAUUUACAACUGGACCGCUACUGGGCCGAAUACAAAGCCACUAAUGGGCUGUACAAAUGAGUGAGUAUAAAAUCCGAUUCUGUGAGGUCUUCGUGGCCGACGAGGGCGUGGCCGACGAGGGCACGGCCGACGAGGGCACGGCCGACGAGGGCACCCGGGUUCUUUGGACUCAGGACCAUAAUCCGAGGUGGCCCCUUUUCGGCCGACGGGGGCGUCUUGGCCGACGAGGGCGCCACUCUGUUGUCUUUGUGCUUUCUGUUCUUCCGAGUAUGUGGGUCCUGGGGCUCAGACCCAUAUACUCCAUCAGGAGUCCCCCACUCUCUAAGCUGAGACGUAGACGAAGUGAAGGAGAGUAGAUUUCUGUGCUUUGUUGCUUUUGGCCGACGCGGGCAUUUCCAGGCCGUUAGCCGUUGCGGCGUUGGCGUUGUUUCCUCUUUGGUGAUCCUGUUCUCUUUGGCCGUUACCUGUUCCUCGCUGUGGGCGGGGAGGCCGUUGUUUCCUUAAUUUGUUUUAGGAUGAUGAGUGUCCUUCUUUCAAUGGUGGUCGUUGAAGGCGCGCUUUCCCUUUCCUGUACGUUGGUGAUUGGAGUUUAUGUUCGGGCCGGUGAGGUUGUUCCUUGCUUCGAGGACGAUGGCGUCCUUUCCUUUGGGUGGCCGAUGAGGGUGCUCGCACACUCCUUUUGGCCGUUGCUGGUUGGCCUUCGUGUUCUUGGCCGAAGGGCCCGUCAAGAUUAAUUGUUGGCGCAGGACGAUGAGUGUCCUUGCCUCUAGUGGCUUGUUGGCCGUUGCUAAUGACGUUUUGGGCCUUUGGCCGAUGAGGUUCCGUUGUGCUGUUGUGGAUGAUGUGGCCAUGUUUCGUGGUUACCUUGUUUAUACUCUUUGUUUCGUUGAGGCCGGUGUAGUCCCCCAGUCCCCCACUGCUUCAGGCCGAAGAGUGUGAGGGGUGAAGGAGUUGUCUGAGUCCCUGGCCGAAGCGGUCUCGCCGUAGCCCCCCUGAAUCCAACUCUCAUGGCGAUUUUCUGGCCAAGGUAACCCUGUGGGAGAACCCUUGUGCGCAGAUCGCUUGUAGAGAGUUAUCAUCAAGGGUUAUUACGAGGAGCCGAAGGCUGUGGGCUAUUUGUACCCUUUGUUCUGUGGCCGUUACGUUCCUGGCCGUUGCCAUCCUCUUAUUGUUUGGCGUUUGUGAUAUUGGUGAGCAAGUGGGACGUUGUGGGCGCUUGCUGGCAGUUGUAAAGCCGUUGAGCGUGUGUAGGCCGUAGAGUCUGAUCUGCCAGUGGGCCGUUGAUGUCGUGGUGGCCUCCCAUUGGUGGCCGUUGAUGUGGCCAUUGGGAGAGUGCCACGUGUAGUGACCGUUGGUGGGGGGGGGGUCUAUAAAUACCCCUUCCCCUCCGACGAAGAAUCUCAUUUGCGUUCUGAAUUUGUCGAAGUGCUGGCCGAUUUUCUAGAGAGAGAAACUCCCAAGCCUGUUCUUCGUUGUUUGAGGUUAGUGUUCAUCACGAUCUUCCUCACUUUUCAUAUUUUGCUCCGUAAGUAGUUGAUCUAGUGUUAGGCGUUUAAACACCUUUAGAUCGUAAGUUGUUCUCCUUAAGUCCGUAAAAGUAGUAAUGAAGAGCUUGAACGAGGACUACUACCCCUACGACGACCAGCCCUCCAUGAGGUCCCUUGACUACGAGGUGCUCGAGGAGUUUGAAGAGGAGAUAGAGCGUUUGAGCCCCUACAAAUCCGGAGAGCUGAUGGACGAGGAGAUCGAGGACGAGGAGUCCGCCUCCUCUUCAGAGGGUGAGGACGUAGGCGCGUCCCGAGCGGUGGACGGGGCGUCCACUUCUGCUGCCGUUCCGUGCCCGAGGCCGGUAUCUGCCGUGAAGGGCGACGCUAAGCCGAAGAGGGUGAGGAGGCCGAAGAAUGGGCCGGGCCUCUCCUACUUGGACCUCACCAACAUAUUCCUGAUCAAGCCGGAGAGCAGUGCGGCCGACUAUCUUGUCGCCCAGAUGUACGUGGGGCCGUUCGGGCGGGUUAGGGCACCCAAGCCGACGGACCAUGUUCUGCUUCCGCCACCGGGAUACUUCGGAGUAUACCCGAUGAGUUUUGCUAAGGGGUUGAGGUUCCCCCUUCACCCUUUCGUCACUGAGUAUCUGGACAUGGUGGGGCUUCCUCCGGCCUUGCUGACGCCGAACAGUUAUUCCUUGAUAGUGGGCUUCUUGCUUCGGUGUGAGGAGUUGGGCUACAGGCCGACCACGGCCUUAUUCAUGAACUUGUAUCAAAUCGGCCGAGGAAGCCACAAGAACUGUGCGGCCUAUGCUACUCUUCAACAGCUGCCGAGGAAGAGGAGCUUCACGGAUUUGCCUACGUCCAUUCAUGGGUGGAAGAGCAAGUUCGUGUUUGUGUCCAUUGGUGAGAGUGGCACCGAGUUCCCCUCCCUCGGCCAUACCGGGAGGUUCAAUCUUCAUGACCCGCCGAAGAGCUCUAUUUUGGACGCUCAGGUGGAGGCUUUCCUGGAAGGGGGGCCGAGGAGCGUGAAAGAUUACGUCACUGAAUACAAGAUGACGGCCCUCGGCUUCUUCAGAUAUCACUUGUAUGGAGAUAAGGAGGAUGACCUCCAACUCUGGCCGAGGAUGAUCACCACCUUUGAGGAGGCCGAUGGCCCGGAUUUGGGCAUUCCUGCUGAGGCCGAUGACUUUGUCAUGGACCGGCGUUCCAUAAUGGCCGUUGCUAAGGUCAAGGCGGCCGAAGAGCUGGCUGCUAAGGCGGCCGAGGCGGCCCGUCGUGCCGCUGCUGGUGGGAGUGGGGCUACUGCUGACGCGGCCCCAAAGCCUGCCCCGUCCAAGAAAAAGAGACCGGCCACUGACGGCCAGAAAAAGUUGACCGAGGCCGGCGUGAGCGUCUCUAAGAAGACGAAGAGGGCCCCUUCCCCUUCUCCGGCUAGUGAGGCCGGUACGCUUACUGUCCCCAGCGUGGGCGAUGGUGGUCCCGUCGUGGACCUUACUGUUGCUGGUGAUGCCGCCCCGGCGCUGCCUCUCGUCCAGGAGCCGCGGACGCAGAGGGCCGGCAAGGAGACCGCCGGUGACACCUAUCAGAAAGUGAUAGAGUACCCCGUCGGCGGGGGCGUGUUUAAUGAGCUCGUCCCCGGUCACACCGUCCUGGCCAAGGCCAUGCCGGCCAAAGAUCGGGCUCAUUUGAAGAAGAUCGAGGACCCGAAGAUUUAUGAGGGCGGCAUGGAUCUCCUCGUCCAAAGUGCCUUCAUGCUUAUGGAAAGCCACAAGAGGCAGUACUGGGAGAUUGCCCGCCUGCAAGCGCUGGAGCAGAAGGCCGCCUCGGCCGACGAGGCGGUAGCUUGCCUUGACCGGCUUCGGGAGGAUGCCAAGGCGCUGCAGGCCAAAGCUGAUGAGGCCGUUGCGGCCAGGGACGUUGCCCUGGUCCAGCUCGAAGAGAGCAAAAGGGAGCUCGCAGAGUCCCGGAGAGCGCUUGAGGCCGAGAAGCGCAGGAGCGAGGAGGCCGCCAAGGCGAAAGCUGAGGCCGAGGCCGCCGUCGUGAAGGCUGCCGAUGAGGCUGUUGAGAAGUUCUUGGCCGAAGGGUGGAAGGCCGAUGAGAGGCUCCCUUGGUGCUACGAGGUGGUGGCCGCCAGGCUGGAGAAUUGGGGGAUGAACUCCCCUGCCAGCCGGGAGUAUUUCAGCCAGGAGAUGUCUGUUUACUACAACCUGGGCCAGGAGCGGAUGCAAAGGCUCCUGUACCGGCGGCUAUCCCGGGCGUUGAAGGCCAUGAAUUACACGGCUGGAUGGGCUAGACGGAACCUGAAGCUCCCAAAGCUGAUGAAGGAUCCCGAAGGGCAGGCCACGCUUCCGCUGUCGGAGCGGGAGUCCCCCAUAGAAAGCUCCGGCCUCGGCGAGCCGGACUAUACUGAGUUCGAUUUCUUGGAUGAUGCCACCAGCGCCGCUGCCGGCCAGGAAGCUGAAACCGAUGAGGAGGGGGCCGACGAGGUUGAAGAGCCAGCCCCGAAGGCUUGAUCGGCUAGUCCCUAUUGUAGUUAGCUUUUCAUUUGUUGCUCAAUUAUGUAAUGGCCGUAGUGCCCCCCAAUUGUAAUGAAUUUUAUCAAUUGAAGAAAUUUUUGCUGUCCUUUUCGGCCUUGAAUCCUUUGUGUGCUUGUUUGCUUUGUCAUUUCACUUCCCGUCCCCGGCUUGUCAUAACUUGGGUCACCCGCGAGUGUCCGCUACGUCCGUGAGGUUGGCCUUCCCGUCCCUUAGUCUGGUCGGCCUAUGCCUCUUUGCUUUACUGUCAUAACACUUAGGAUUUCGUAUCAAAAUUUUCCUAAGUGUUUUUGGUUUCAUGUAGUUGCUGUCUUUACGGCCUAGUGGCUUGAUCGGCUUGGACGUAGUUCCAUAAUACUUGGGAAUUUCUCCAAAAAAAAAAAAAAAUUUCUAAGUGUUUUGGGAUCCCCUUAGAUGCUUUCCUUUCGGCCUGGUGGCCUUGUCGGCUUGACCGGUGUUCCUUUGCCAUCAUAACACUUAGGAUUUUUUUUAAAAAAUUUCCUAAGUGUUUUGGAUUCCUUUUAGGUGCUUCCGUUUUUAGCCUUGACCGUAGUGUCCGUUCCGUCCAAUCAUUGGCAUCCUCAUCGUCCUGGCCUUGGAUACAUCUGGCCAUGGCCGUUGUCGGCUUGUAUCCCUGUGUUCUGGCCGAUAAGGGCGCCUUCACCAUAGUCUCGUGGACUUUGAAUUUUUUCACAAGUACACAUGUGAAGGUGUAGGUAGCUAACGGCUUUGUAGUAUACUGGUACCCGCUUCGGCUAGAAUUCCUCCAUUUGAGUACUUGGAUAAUUUCCUAAGUAUUAUGUUAGGCAUUUACUUCUUCCCGGUGCCACCGCCGGCCAAGGUCUGGCUUGUUCAAGGGGAUGGUCCUGUAUUCGUCGGCUAGCUACGGUUCCACUGCCUGUGUCGGCCAUCCGAGGUGCUGUGGCAAGUAGAGGUUUCUUGAUUACUUGAUAAGUGCCCGCUUCGUCCUGGUCAUCCUUAGGAUUGCGGUGCUUAUUUCAUACCAAACGUUGGUGCCUCAAAGGACUAUGGCCGAUAAAGGUCACCUUUCGCUUGUCACCCAACCGAUGUGGUUAGGAUUUUGUAGGCGCGUGUUUCGGCCUUGAUUGUUCCCUCGUGGUGUGUGGACGUGUCGUCCAUGCUGCCUGUCAGUGGUACUAAACUUGUGUUCAACUGAUAUGUACUUGGCCUAGUUGGGCCUGAGUUGUGGGGAUUAUUUUUUUUCUUGCUCGAGGCCGGCAAGUGUGCGCGACUGUCGGCUUCCCUCUUUUUCCCUCAUAUGUAUUUUUUUUUUUUCGUUUCGGGGGGUAUCCUUCUUUCAGGCUUCGGCCGAAGGGUGUGCUCGUCCUUCGGCCGGUUCGGACUUCGUUUAUAACGUCCGUGGUCUCAGGGCGGGUCCCGUCGCCUAUUUAUGACGCGGGCUAGACUUUUGGUCGGUUUCCAACGGCUGUCGUUGCCCAUCCCUGAGUUUUGGGAUUUUGUCACCUCGGCCAUGAUUUCAGGCCUGUCGUCCUGCGAUCUGGCGCGUGGACGACGCGGUGAGCUUCCCGUUUCAAGACGUGGGCCGUUUGCGGGCCCCUCGUCCUGGGGACAUCGUCGGCCAUGCCUGAGCGUUUCACUUCUAGGCUUACGGGGCCAGGACGAUGUGCUCUCUCAGCUAGGCCUGAGCCCUUCGCUGAUACAAAAUACAAUGGAGUGCCUGAGCUUGUCGCUCGUAGGCUGCAAAUGCAAGGGGCCAUGUCGACCAGACCUGAGCCUUUCGCUCUAAGGUGGCCGAUGAGGGCACCUGCUAAUGUUUUACUUUAAUUUCCAGAGAAAAAAUCAGAACAUGAUUUUAUUCAUAAGUGGCUCGAGGCCGAGGGUGGCGUUCAAUCAGUAACCCGUUAAGGGGUGAGGGCUUCGCCGUCUACACCUCCUUCGGAUUACUGAUAAAACUUCACCAGAUGAUGUACAUUCCAUGUUCGUGGUACACUGGACCCAUUCGGUCCUUUAAGUUUGUAGGUGCCGGGUUUGACCACGGCACUGACGAUGUAGGGCCCUUCGUACUUCAAUGCUAGUUUGCCACCCUCUGUCGGCUGGCUUGCUUCCCUUCGGCGGAGGACGUAGUCCCCCACCUGAAAUUCCCGGGAACGUACCUUGGCGUCAUAGUAUGAUUUCACUUGACGCCGGUAGUUCUCUGCUCGGACGUAAGCUUGCUCACGCCUCUCAUCAACCAGGUGGAGGUCAAUCUUCAUGUUCUCUUCGUUGGUGUCAGGCUCAUAUUGCUCCACUCGUCGGCUGGGGAUGGCUACCUCCGUCGGCGCCUUCGCCUCAAAGCCGUAGCACAGGGCGAAAGGUGUCUCACCUGUCGCCCUCCUCGGCGUGGUUCUGUAGCACCACAGGAUGUUGGGGAGUUCGUCGACCCAACUACCUCCUGCGGCCUGGAGGUUCUUCUUCAGCCCCUCCAUUAUUGUUCUGUUGACGUUCUCGACCUGCCCGUUGCCCUGAGGAUAGGCAACGGAGGAGAAACGGUGCCUCACCCCAAACUCCCGGAGGAGCUCCUGGAAAGGGGCUGCCUCGAAUUGGGUGCCGUUGUCUGAUAUAAUCUCCUGGGGGACGCCAAAGCGUGUAAUGAUGUUCUUGUAAACAAAUCUUUGGCAUCUGGCCCCCGUGAUGCUGGCCAAGGGUUCCGCCUCGACCCACUUGGUGAAGUAGUCGACGGCGACGAUGAUGUAGCGGUUAUUCCCGGCGGCUCUGGGCAGGGGGCCGACCAGGUCAAUCCCCCAUCUGGAGAAUGGAAUUGCGGUGCUGACAGGGGCAUAAUUGACAGCUGGCCGACCAGGGGCCUUCUGGAGUACCUGGCAUGUGGUGCACUUCCUGGCCAGGUCAGCGCAGUCCCGUGCCAUCGUCGGUCAGAAGAAGCCCUGGACGACGAGACGCCGGGACAUGCUGAAAGGACCCUGGUGCGAGGAGCAGACGCCACAGUGAACUUCUUCCAUGGCAGUGUCGGCCUCGUCCUGGUGCAGGCAUCGGAGGAGAGUGCCAUUGUAGGACCGUUUGUAGAGUUUGCCAUCUUCUAUGGUGUAGCUUGGGGCCCUGAGUUUGGCAAGUUUGGCCCUCUCCUCGUCCUGGGGCAGCUCCCCCGUGGUGAUGAAGGUGGCGAUGUCGGAGAUCCAGUCCUCUGGUCGCUGGUGGACGCACAAGACGGGGCUGACAUGGAUACUGGACAUGCUCAACUCCUCGAUCUUGGCCAACUGGGAGAUGUGCUCCGGGGUGUCUGAGCUGAGCUUGGAGAGGAUGUCGGCUUCGGCGUUCUCGGCCCUUGGGAUCUGAGUGAUCUCAUGGGUUUCAAACGCUUUCAGCAGUUCCUCCGUCGCUUGUUUGUACUGCUUCAUCCGGCCUUCCUUUGCUUCGUACGAUCCCUCCACCUGGCCCACUACCAGUUUGGAAUCGCACUUGAUUCUGAGGUGCUUGGCCUUGAGGCCGGCGGCGAGUCUGAGACCGCUGAGGAGGGCCUCAUACUCGGCUUCGUUGUUGGACACCCUGAAGUUGAAGCGGAUGGCAUAGUAGGCUCUGAAUCCCUCAGGGGAUAUGAGGACGACGCCGCCGCCGCAUGAUUUCGCGGCCGACGAGCCGUCAGUGAACAGGGUCCACGUGUCGUCCGGCUCCGGCCCGGGGUUGGCGACGGCCGUCUCCCUUGCUGUGCAUUCGAUGACGAAGUCGGCCAAGGCUUGCCCUUUGAUAGAUGGCCUUGGCUUGAUCUCAAUUUGAAACUGACUGAGGAAGAUCGCCCAUUUCACCAUCCUCGAGGAGCUAGUGGGGCUCCUCAUGAGCGCGCCGAGAGGCUGCUGGGUCAGCACAUGGACGGUGUGGGCUUGGAAAUAGUGCCCCAACUUCUUCACGGUGUGGACGAUGGCCAGCACCGUCUUCUCAAUGGGGGAGUACCUGAGCUCGGCCUCCCUAAGUGUCUUGCUGAUGUAGAAGAUGGCCUUCUGCACCCCUUCGUCCUCACGGAUGAGCACGGAGCUGAUGGCCGACGUGCUCACCCCUAAGUACAGGAAGAGGGUUUCGCCGGCUUUGGGCUUGGAGAGUACGGGUGGGGACGACAGGUACCUUUUCAAUUCGUCGAAUGCUUCCUGGCACUCCGUCGUCCACUUGAAGCUGUUUGCCUUGCGCAUGAUCUGGAAGAAGGGGAGUGCCCUCUCAGCUAACCUGGAGAGGAACCGGUUCAAGGCCGCCAGGCGCCCCGUCAGUCGUUGUACCUCCUUGACGUUGCGGGGCGGCUCCAUGUUGAUGAUGGCCUGCGUCUUCUCUGGGUUUAUCUCGAUGCCUCUCCGGCUGACCAUGUAGCCAAGGAACUUGCCGCCCUGGACGCCGAAGGCGCACUUCUUGGGGUUAAGACGGAGCCUGAACUCCUUCAUGAUUUCAAAGAUUUCCCGGAGGUCGUCGGCGUGGGAGGUGGCCUGCCUGCUCUUGACGAUCAUGUCGUCGACGUACGCCUCCAUCGUCCGGCCAAGGACCGCUCUGAAGAUUUUGGCCACCAUCCUAGUAUAGGUGGCGCCGGAGUUUUUGAGUCCGAAGGCCAUGACGAGGUAGCAAAAUAUUCCCUCUGGGGUCAUGAAUGCCGUCUUCUCGACGUCAUCUUCGUGCAUGGAGAUCUGGUGGUAUCCUCUGAAAGCGUCGAGGAACGACAUCAACUCGCACCCCGCCGUCUCGUCCACCAACUGAUCAAUGUUGGGGAGAGGGAACGGGUCCAUGGGGCAUGCCUUGUUCAGAUCAGUGUAGUCAACACACAUUCUGAACGUCGGCGGUUUCUGUGCGAGGACGACGUUGGCCAACCAUGUUGGGUACUUCACCUCUUUGAUAUGUCUGAUCGAUAGGAGCAUGGCGACCUCCCCUUUGACGAAGUCCCGCCUGUCGGCGGACAAGUAGCGCCGCUUCUGUUUGACAGGCGCGGAGGCCGGAUCGACGGUCAGCCGGUGAGUGAUCACCUAGCGGCUGAUGCCUGGCAUAUCGUCCGGGCCCCACGCGAAGACGACGAUGUAUGACCGUAGGACGAGGAGGAUGGCGUCUCGUUGGUCCUGGGGGAGCUGCUUUCCGACCUUGAGAACCCGCUCCGGCCGGGAGGUAUCCAGAGGGAUUUCCUCGACCUCCUCGGCCGGCUCCGCAUGUGGCCUCUCCUCGUCCAUGGCGACGGCGGCCGUAAUGGUGUCUAUCCUCUGCCCUUCCCUUUCGGCCGGCCUCGUUAGCUUGAGGUAGCAAGCUCUGGCUAUCCUCUGAUUUCCUCUGGCGUAGCCGAUACCGUCACUGGUGGGGAACUUCAAGCAUAGGUGCUUCAUGGAGAUGAUGGCCUCCAAGUCCUCCAGCGCUGGCCGGCCCAAAAUCAGGUUGUGGGCGCACUGGAGGUUGACCACCAUGAACUCCAUGUCGAUUUUGGCGUGGUGGGGGCCGUCACCGACCUCCACGGGGAGGACUAUCGUGCCCUCGGCGUCGAUAGAGUCCCCGGUGAAGCCGGAUAACGGGGUCUUGAUCGGCUUCAGCAGAGCCCUGUCCAGCUUCAGCUGCUUGAAGGUGUCCAAGUACAUCACAUUGACGGAGCUCCCCGUAUCGAUGUAAGUACGGUGGAUGAUGGAGUCACCGAUCUCACAUCGGAUGACGAGGGCGUCCCUGUGCGAUUCCGUACCCGGAGGCAGAUCCUUGUCGGUGAAGGUGAUCGCCUCCGUUCGCUGCUUCUUUGGCUGGGGGGGGGGGGAACGUGGGAUACCUCCCCAAUGUAAAGGGAUUGGGCCCAUUUCUUCCUCUGAGUGGCGGAAUCCCCCCCAGUGUUCCCACCUACGAUGAGGUGGAUGUGAUUCUUCUUCGGCGGUGGCUUUUCGAAGUCCUCGUCGUCACUGAGUCUGCCAAUCUCCCGCUUCUUCGCAGAGGGUUCGCCCCCAUGUUUGCCGGUGUUUACCCAAGUGUUCUUGCGUGGGCCACCUUUGACAAACUGGGAGAGUUCCCCCUGGCGAAUAAGACGCUCGAUGGCCUUCUUCAGGGUGAUGCAAUCGUCGGUGUUGUGUGACGAGUUCUUGUGGAACCGGCAGUACGUGCCGCCCUGCUGGAUGGCAAGGAUCUCCUCGGCCGGCCGAGGAGCCUGCUCGAUGAGGCCGUGCUUCUCGGCGUAAUCGAGGAUGGUGCCGACCGGGUGGGUGAGGGUUACCCCCGGCCGUUCCAACCUCGGCCGCCAGUGGCGGUCUUUCUUACUUUGUCCACCAGAGCCGUGGCGGCCCUGGGCACCCUGGCCGGCCGGGGACGGACCCGAGGCCGGCGAAGGAUUUGUCUUCUUGGGGGGAUGGCCCCCCUCUCUUUUGUGAUUGUGGAGCUCGUCGGCGUCGGCGUACAAGCCUCCGCGCUGGAGCGCCUUGGUGUACGACCUCGGGGGGUCGGUGAUGAGGCUCCUGGCGUACGGGGAGCUGCGGAGGGCUCCCUGGUACAAGGCGAGGAGGGUGCGCUCAUCGGCCCCCUCGACCUCCUCGGUCUCCCUCGUCCAUCGGUCGAUGAAUGACCGGAGGGACUCCUCGUGCUGCUGUUUGACGGAGAGGAGGUGGGUGAAAUACUUCUUGGCGCGCUUCCUUCCGGCGAAGUGAGUGAGGAAGCGUUGGGCGAGAUCUUGCCAUGAGUCAAUGCUUCCCUCUGGCAGCCCGUUGAACCACUCGUACGCUGGCCCCUCGAGAGUAGAGAGGAACCAACGGCAGAGGUAUUCGUCUGACGCAUUAACCAUCAGCAUGUUGUUUUGAUAGCGGCUGAAGUGCUCCUGGGGAUCUGAUCGGCCAUCAUAGGACUUGAUGGCGUUCCCCCUGUAUUUCUCAGGGAUGGGGGCCGAGAGGACCCUGUUGGUGAAAGGGGUCCUAGUCCUGACCUGGAUGAUGGGGUCACCUCGCCCCUCGGCCAGCUCCCUCUCCAGGGCGCUAACUUUGUUCAUGAGCGCGUUGAGGCCGGGGUCGUUGGAGGCGCCGGCCGUGGGGACGUUGGCCGACUGCUUGGCCUCCAUCUGAGCCAGCCUCCUCUCCAGCUGGGCGAUGACCUCGUCUCGGGGGUCCCUGGCGGCCGUAGCGCCGCUCGGCUGGUUCCUCAAGCGCUCGUUGUGAGCCGCGUUGAUCUGGUGUCGCACGUCAUCUUCAUGCAACUUUCCCUUGCCCUUGUCCGGGCAGGGCUGGUCCGCUGUCCGGGACACAGACCCCAAGCUUUCCCUUGGCGAGCCAGGACGAGGAUCACCAAUCCGUCCCGCCAUCCUCUCCGAAACCGGACGACGGCGCGUGUCACCAAGCCUAUUGAAGGCAGAGGCUUUUCCACGCGCUGGGGUCUGCCCGGGCCGAAGAGGGGAAGCAGGGUGGGAAUGAGACGACGCCGUGUCCUGGGCCACAACCCCCUCAUUGUUGCCUAUCUGGUCGGCCAGUGGUUGGGGAUGAGGAGGCGGAGUGACGUUUCCCCCGGUCCUUGGCAAGAGUGCGCUGAGGACGGUGGGAUUCUGAGCCAAGCUGGCGAUGAUAGCCGACAGUGCGGCCUGGACCUGGGGAUCUACGGACGGAGAGGCCGCGGCCAUAGGCUGGGCCGGGGCGUGGUCCGCUUUCUCAGCUCGUUUCUUUUCCAGGCCGAGGCGGGCGUCGGGGACUCCGCCGUUGAGUUGGUUGCGGAGGUCCGUCGUGAGGUUGAAGGCCUCCUGGAAGAGGUCAUCUCCGCCGACCUGGUCGGCCGUGGCGUCCUCAUCGUGCUCCCUGGGCUCUUGGUCCUCAGGGAUGACUUUGCUGACGAGGUUGCGGUUUGACUUAGUUCUCCCCAUGGUCAGUGGUUAGCUGUGCUUGGUAGCGACGAAGGGUGCUAACUUGAUUGUUCUAGCUCUCAACGAGAGCACCAAAUGAUGGAGUAUUAACUCCUAGAUUCUAGAGAGAAGUGAGAGCUAGAGAGAGAAGUGCAAUAAUAUGCCUCAAUAGAAUGAUUUCGUAACCCCCAUAACUACUCCCAAGGGGAGUAUUUAUAGAGAAAAUUAGGGUUGGGCUCCCAAGCCUUGGGCUUGGGAGGCCCAUUUACAACUGGACCGCUACUGGGCCGAAUACAAAGCCACUAAUGGGCUGUACAAAUGAGUGAGUAUAAAAUCCGAUUCUGUGAGGUCUUCGUGGCCGACGAGGGCGUGGCCGACGAGGGCACGGCCGACGAGGGCACCCGGGUUCUUUGGACUCAGGACCAUAAUCCGAGGUGGCCCCUUUUCGGCCGACGGGGGCGUCUUGGCCGACGAGGGCGCCACUCUGUUGUCUUUGUGCUUUCUGUUCUUCCGAGUAUGUGGGUCCUGGGGCUCAGACCAAUAUACUCCAUCAGGUACAUUUCUUCUCUUUUUAGUACUCUCUGUUUUUCUUGAGUACUUUAUCACUAUGGAGCACAUUACAAUAAAUAGUAGCAGAACAAAUACAAGCUCUAGUCUAUUACAAGGAUAUUUAAAAAGGGGUGGCAUCAUCAAAUCAAUAUAUGAUAAUCAAAAUCUAGGGGACCUAACAUAUACCAACAAUUAAUAUUUUUUGUUGGUAACUAGAAUAUCAAUUCCUACGGCUAGUUUACUUUGUUGGUAUAGGUUAUGUAUUCCCUAUAUUAAAAUCAUAUUCGUAGUUAUAGUGCUACAUAUUCCAACAACUAUAAUUAAAAAUGUAAGUAAAAAAUUGACCACUAAAUUUAAAAAUAUAGUAUGUGAAUUCCUUAAAGGGCUGGACUGGAGCUUCCAAGAGUUAAAAUAGAGCUCAUAAUACCAAACUCGAAAUCUUACAAAAAACAGAUAGAGAAACCAUUCCAAAAACUCAUUUAGUCUAUUCGGCUCUAGCCUUCCAUUCUGUCGUACUGGCCGUUUAUCCAGGUAUCUACACUUGGCUUUUUUAGAUCUAUCGUUAACCAUUUCAAAUCUGAAACACUGCUUUAUUGUUCGCAACUCGCAGGCUCACCGAUUUGGCCAUGGAUUUGAAGUAGAUCAAUUGCACAACUUCUGAACGUCGUAUCUUCGUCAUUAAGAAGGACCCGAAGACCGGGAUGUGGUACGCAACUUGCAAAUGGUGCGAGAAAAAAUGUAGCAUGGGGGUUUCAGGCGGAUACGGGAUGACAAUCAAGCAUAUGAAGUCAUGUGACAAAACGAAAGGAUCGGGAGGUGCGGGAAGUUCCGAUUGAUUACAAUUUUCAAAAUGUUUGUCUCUUAAAGUUUGUUUUAAUUUUCAAAUGUAGUUCCUAUUUCAUUUCAAAUAAAUGCACUUGAAGUUUGUUUUUAAUACUCGUAUAAAACUAUAAACUAUAAAAUAUAAAUUAUAUAAAAAAAAACUUUAACCGGCCCGGCCCGAAUCGGACCCGACCCGUGACCCGGGCAGGUGGCCCGACCCGAACCAGACCCGUCCAACCCUCGGGCCGGUCCCGGGCCCAUGUCAUACAAACCGGCGGCCCGACCGAGCCUAGGCCCGACCCGAGUCCACGCCUAAGCUAGAGUGGCACUACCCCAACUGAAGUAUGCAGCUACAUCAAGUCUCUCUAGCAUCGGCAAGUGCAGCACUUGAACCUCAUUUCUGCUCUUGUCAGCAAAAAAUGGAAGCUCCCAUCAGCAUCAAAAUGUAUGCAUGUGCAUGAUGUUGAAUCAUCACAUCAUCUGCCUCCAAUGAAGAAUAGAGAUCACCCAUGAAUGUCUGUCUAGAGAGGGGGGCGAACACCCAACAAUUGUUCCACAUCCUCAACCCAUGGUCGACAUGCAGUACUUGUAACUGCUCUCCCAUGGACCUGUAAGCCCGUCAAUACAGUCACAUCUCCCAAGGUCACUGUCACCUCACCAAAUUGGAAGGUGAAAUUUGUGUGUCUCCUGCCUCCAAAGCUAAGAAAAGCUGUGAGUAGAGCUUUAUCAAGUGGGACUGUAGCCACCAAUCUGUGAACACACAAAAAAAUUGUUGCUCUAACAUGCGCUAACACUCUAUCGUCCACUUGCACGUGGGAUAAAGUACGGAGGUGCUCUCGACACCUAUCAACCUGCACAUCAAGGCCACGCCACACGUCCUCAAUCCUAUGUGUGGCCUGCAAUGUCAGGACAUAAUGAUCAAUCGGCCCUGGAUCCACUGACACCUCCAUAGUGCCUACAAUAAAUGAAAAGGUGUAUAAGUCAUUAAUCAAUUAAUAAUUUUUAAUCAAUUGUUUUUUUUAAAUUCAUAUUAGUAGGAGUUGUAGAUUUUAAGAAGUAAAACCUUACCCAGUGGACCCCCACCAUCUCCUGAAGAUCUCUUCGCACAUGUGACCCUAUUAUGGCCGGUUUGUUUGCAUAAUCCACAUCUAACGGUUCCUCUUCCACCUUCAUCCAUCUCAUUCUUAAUUCGUGUGGACUUUGGUCAUCUCUUUGCACGAAGCAUGGAAUGAUCGUGCACAAUUCGCGAUCCAGUGUAAGUCGGCCAAUAAGCACGAUCGGGAAUGAGUUUAAUAUGUUCCCAACUGAGCGGAUAUCAACUAGGGCCUAACUAGUUGUGGUUCAAGGAGACGUGGAUAUCCAUAUGUUCCUAACUAUGGACAUGUAUUAUUAUUAGAAUAUGGAUUUCUCCAACUUCCCACAAAUGUGCCAUCGGGGAGGGAACGGGGGAGAGAGGAGACGUGGAGACUGAUCAUACCCAUGACAUCAACUAGGGCAGUGCUCAGGGGCGGAUCUGGCAUAGGGCCAGGGAGGGCCUAGGCCCCACCUCAAAAAAAGAAAAGAAAUUACUAGUAUAUAUAUUAUAUAUGUACUGGGAAGAAAUGUUAUAAUUAGAACAAACGUCCUAUUGUAAACAAAAGUUACGUUGGUGUGAUGGUAGAGGCGUGAUUGGUAGUGUAGAGGUUAUGUGUUCGAUUCCUAGCUGGAGCAGCAUUUUUUUUGUAUUUUUCAUCCAAGUCCAGGAACAUGCUAUCUUACACAAAUCAAGUCUGAAUUUUAACUUUUGAAUACUAGGAUGCAAAAAUUAAGUAGUCCAACUAAUUGGGCUUUAUUAGUCUGAAAAACCAAUUAGUUCAAUUGAUUGAGCUUUUUGAAUUUUGUCCUAAAAAUUAAUUAGUUUAAUUCAUUGGGCUUUUGAAUAUUGACCGAAAAAUUAAUUAGUUUAAUACAUUGGAUUUCGUAGGUGAAAAUAAGUUUUCUUUACAUAGAGUAUAAAUUUUAGAGUAAAAAAAUCGGUUUAUCUUGUUUCCGAGAAACUAACCUAAAAAUUGGCACUAAACAUUUGGGUAACCGAUAAAACUUCGGUUCGAUAUCUAUGACUUUUAAGAUAAUUGUAUUGUCGGUUCUGUAAUAUUCAAUUUAUUCUUUGACAUUUCUAUAAUUUACAUUUUGACUUCUAAGAUAGUAUUAUACUGUACUACAUUUUGACAUUUUUUUAUAAUAUACGUUAUUUAAUUAAAUUUUGGCCCCACCUGAACGUAAAUGCUAGAUCCGCCCCUGGCAGUGCUUACCAAGCCAAAGAAAGUGGGCCAGCCCACCAUUUGAGCGGGCUAGAUUUCCACAGCCCACCCCAACUAGUUAAAACUUUAUAACUAUGUAGAUGGUUGAAGUGAUCUGAACUUUAUAGGUUUUCAAGAUUUGAUUCAAUAUAAAACAAGACAAAGUUCUGCAUUAUAAUGACUUGACUUGCAUUUAUAUUUUAUCAACAAAUUUGGUAUUAGUAGUUGAUGUUAUAUUUUUGGUUGAGUAUAGAUGUUUUUCACUGUAUAAAAAGAUCGGUGCUAGUAAUUCUAAUAAAUACAUUGAAUGAUGUUUUUAUUUUUUCUUGCAAAUUAUAAUUCUAUUUUGGAUGUGGUGUUUGUGUAUGUAAAUAUUAAGUAAUUAUUAUUCUUUCAUAUAAUAGAACAAUAGCAGAGGUAUAUUAACCGUUGCUAUAGUAAAAAGUUAGGUAAAACUGUUCCAUGUCUAUAGUCUAGGGGUGGACCGAGACCAGGUCGGGCAGGGCUUGGGCGAGCUCCGUGUCCAAAAUAUUCAGGCCCGAUACCGGCCCGGGUUAGUACCGAGACUGGGUCGAGCAUGAAUUAUUUUUAUUUAUUUUUUGUCUUUUCAAAUUAAUUCCAACACCCCACCCCCAAACCGUCCAGCCCCACCCACCUUGAAAAAUUAGGCCCAGAUCGGGCCGAUCACCUUGAAACACAGCCCGUAGCCCGCCUCAUUAAAUCCCGGGUCAGGUCAUCGGGCCUGGUCCUGGACCGGUUGACGGGCCUGGUCCCGGAUCGGUUGACCGGGCCUGGUCCCGGAUCGGUUGACCGGGCCUGGUCCCGGGCCGGUUGACCGGGCUAGGUCGCGGGCCGGUCCUAGUCUUGAACCAAUUGACCGGGAAGGGCCGGGACUAAACAGUACUGGUCCGGGCCGAGUCCCACGAGUAAGAAAUAUGUUGGUACAAGUUAAUAAGCUAUUGCCACGAGUAGUCUAUACUAAAGGUAAAUGUAAAUACUAAAUUUUAUUGGUUUGUUGGUACAAGUUAAAAAGCUAUUCCCACGAGUAAGAAAUAUGUCGGUGUUGGUCUAUAUCGACAGAAUGUAUAUUAACAAUAGAGAUUCUAUGGGAAUAGCUAGCUAGUAUUUUCGUUGGUAUAGCUAAUUGAUGUCUAUUCCAAAAGUUUAUAUAUAUAUAUACCAACGCUUUUGUUAUUGUUGAUAUAUGACAAUUUGUUUGUAGUGAAUAUGUUUUUGAUGAUCCAUUUUGAACCCUAUUUGUGUCUUAACUACCAUGUCAGCUCACUAUUUUUGUCCAUCCCUAAAAUCCUAUAGACUACAAAAGACAACUAGAACUAGAAUCAAUUUUGAGGGAGCCGGGACCAUGAAAACAAUUAGUCGAGCGAUGGUGGUUCAUUGCAAUGUGGCUAAACUAGUUUACAUUGAUAGGGGUGGUUCAGAAUUUUGAGUUUGGUUUUUAGCCAAACUCCAAAAUCAAACACGCAACCAAAGUAAAAAGUUUGGUUCGAUUUAAUUUUGCAUUUCAAAAUAUGAAAUCAUGGUUUAAUUGCUUCAAUUUGUUUUAUUUCGGUUUUGAAUUUUUAUAAAAAAUGUUGGGGGAAAAAUCAAAUGCAUAUAUACCAUAAAAAAUAACAUAAACAAAAUAAUGCAAACAUAUUAGAAAUAAAUAAAGAAAAAGAGAAGCCAAAGAAUAAAUAUAUCUUGAAUUAUACUUGAGAAAAGGAAUAUUUUCCCGUUUUUUUAACAAAGUGCUUCGUAGGAUUAUAUAUUACCUAUAAAAAGUUAAAGAAGCUUUGUUUUUAAAAGUUGUGUACACACUACAAAAAAGCACGCGUUUUGUGAAGGAUUUUUGUCACGGAUUACGGUCGUGACAAAGUUGUCACGGUCUUUGUCACGGAAAAAUGGGAUUUGUCACGAAUACGUUUUGUCACGGAUACGUCUAUGACAAAAUCCUUGACCAUUCGUUGUCAUGGCUAUGAUCCGUGACAAAUUUGAAUUUUUAAUUGCUUCAAUUUGUUUCAUUUCGGUUUUGAAUUUUUAUAAAAAAAUGUUGGGGGAAAAAAUCAAAUGCAUAUAUACCAUAAAAAAAUAACAUAAACAAAAUAAUGCAAACAUAUUAGAAAUAAAUAAAGAAAAAGAGAAGCCAAAGAAUAAAUAUAUCUUGAAUUAUACUUGAGAAAAGGAAUAUUUUCCCGUUUUUUUAACAAAGUGCUUAGUAAGAUUAUAUAUUACCUAUAAAAAGUUAAAGAAGCUUUGUUUUUAAAAGUUGUGUCACUACAAAAAAGCAAGCGUUUUGUCAAGGAUUUUUGUCACGGAUUACGGUCGUGACAAAGUUAUCACGGUCUUUGUCACGGAAAAAUGGGAUUUGUCACGAAUACGUUUUGUCACCGAUACGUCCAUGACAAAAUCCGUGACAAUUCGUUGUCACGGCUAUGGUCCGUGACAAAUUUACUCCAGUCACCGGUUUUUUACUCCGGUCAAAACUUUUUUUGCUCCCGGGCAUUUGUCACGGACAGAUCCGUGACAAAAUCCGUGACAAAAUUCAAAAAAUGUUUGUCACGGACGGAUCCGUGACAAAUUCCGUGACAAAUUCCGUGACAACCCUCAAUUAUUGAUUUUCCAGCGAUAACCUUUAAUAAUACAGUACAGAAAAGGAGUUGUAAGAACAACACUUAUCAGUUCAAAAAUUCGUAGAUUCGAGUGAUGUAGUAUCGGUUUAAAGAUUGAAUGAUGUAAUCUGUCAGUUCAUCAUUUUUCCUGUUUAUGCAGAUAAGAUAUGUCAUUUUAACUAAUUUCUUUUAAUUAUGUAAUAAAUUAUUAGUGAGGUUAGUUGUUCAUUUAUUUAAACUAUAUAUUAACGUAAUUUUAACGUAAUUUAGUGAGGUCAUGUUAAUUUUCAUAUUAUUAACAAUAUAUUAAACUAUUAACGUAAUUUAGUUAAAUUUAAAUAUUAGUUAAAUAUAAAUAUUAAUUAGUUAAUUGAAAUGAGUUUAUAUCACCAAUGAUUAGGCCGGUUUGUUUAUCAGCAAUUAUUGUUAAUGCAUAAUUUAGGAUUUGUAGUGAUUUAAUUAAGUUAGGAUUGAAACUUUAUUAGUUUAGUGUGAAUUAUUAUUGUGAAUUAAAGAGAUAAUAUUUAACAAUAUUAGUUAUUGCUCACGGUUAAGAAGAACGUCUUUGACAAUAUAUUAGUUAUUGCCUCGGUCCUUCUCAUUCGUAACAAUUUAGAUGUCAUGCACGUUGAGAAGAACGUCUUUGACAAUAUAUUUAACACGGUUAUGGAUUUUACCCACAAAACCAAAGACGGUCUUGCAUCUAGAAAAGACAUGACAAUUUGGUGCGACAGACCCGAACUCGCCGUCGAUCUAGAAUAUGUGGGUAAAAAAAUUCCAAGAGCAGUCUACCAACUCACAGAACCACAAAGGGAAUCAAUAUUAGAGUGUCUUGUUUAUCUAAACUUUCUAGAUGGCUAUUGCUCUAAUCUGUCAAGAUGCGUGGACCUGGACAAACAAACAAUGACGUCGAGCAUGAAAACUCAUGAUGCUCAUGCAAUCAUGCAACGGCUUCUGCCGAUUGCACUGAAAGAGAUGCUUCCUGCAAACGUCUGGGGCUGUAUUACCGAAAUCAAUCAAUUGUUUCAGUCGAUAUGUUCCACUGUUUUGGAUGCCGAAUCUCUCAAGAGACUAGAAGACAUUGUUCCUAUUCAGAUGUGUAAUUUGGAAAAGAUACUGCCCCCGUCAUUUUUUGAUGUAAUGGAACAUCUUCUAAGAAAUCUUCCAUAUGAGGCUUUGAAUGGAUGGCCCAUCUUCUAUCGUUGGAUGCAGAUUUGAAAGAUUUCUGGGAGAGUUGAAAAAGAAAGCGACCAACAAGGCACACAUUGAGGCUUCAAUUUGUCAAGCAUAUAUUAAACAAGAAACCUCAAAGUUUUCAUCUUUUUAUUUUGAGCGUGAAGUCAUCAGUAAAAGAAAGAGACCUGCUCGGAACGAUGACAUUAGCGAGGAUUCAUAUGACAAAGUAGUUUCUAUUUUCAACUACCCAGGUAGAGGUAAAGGAGCUUGUAUAGUUUUGGCAUCAUCAAAAAGGGGGAAAUUGUUAGUACCCAAUUUUGAUAAGAUUUUGAUGAUGCCACUAUACCAAGCACGUGUACAUUGUGUCUCAUUUUGUUCUAGUAUUUACGUGACAAAUUAAAUGUACAACUUUUGAGUCUAAGAAAUAUUACCGGAAAAGUAAAAAUGCAAUAAGGUAAAUUUUCUUUACCUUAAAUAGGAUAUUUGAAUCCUACCGACAAAUACUAUUUGACUCAAAUGUUAUUCGUAUGUCACAUUUUUAGAUAAAAGAAACUAGAAGUAUCAAAUGAAUGAUUAGAGACAAACAUUGACCGGCAUUUAAUGCCAAAUACGUACUGGGUCCGGAGUCAUGUACAUACACAUGGGACUGCAGUUUGAAGUGAAGCUCCAGCGGGUGAAUUAUUCAAGACAAAUGAUUCAGCCCGAAUUAAAGCUCCAGCACAAGAAGACGAAUGUACAAUUUGUCCUUGCCAGAAUUUCAACGUCAAAGAUUAAUCCAUCCUAACCAAUGGAUGAGAUUAAUUCAAAGGAGAUGCCUAUAAAUAUAGACUGAAACGAAAGUUUCUAACCAAGCGUUUGAGCAUCCAAAGAGAA